UAUUUAGCGCAGGGCCCUUAAAAGUGUGGGGCCCGUAGCUACUACUACAUAUGUAGCUACUUUUGCUACUAGGACAAUCCGGCACUGAGUGUACGCUUUUUCGCAUUUUAUCAAGAAGGUGCCAUUAGUCAUACAUUUCUUAAAAGAUAUUACUCGGGAAAUUUCCUACAUUUUGUAAACUAUUUACAACUGUUACCUAGCAAGUUCACCCUACUCGAAAGUCUGUGGAGGGCCGUUCACCUUCUGACUCAACGGUGGAAAUUCUACGUCGUUGUAACAGGGGUCAUGAUUAUCGUUGACCUCUCACAACGGUAAUAUUUAUUUUAUCAACUCCAGUGAAACGUUGGGCUGAAUUAACCUUCACCUGGGAUUUGAGUUAGGACACCUGCACGGGCUGCAAGGUGCGUGGAGACGGCAGUGCAGGAAUGGGUUCGGUUCGCAGAUUUCGUCCACUCAUUGGAUUGAUUCUGUUGAUUUAACCUCAUUGGAGUGGGAUUUAACGAGUUAUCCCCUCAUAUAAGUGAGCCUUUCUCUGGCUACUCUUGUAUCCUCCCACAUGAAGCCAAAUAUUCAUAAAUGACACCGACCAAACACCUCAAUGCCAGACCCUACUGAUCCUAAAGGCUCGUUGAGGUUAGUAGAUAUUCUACACUUACACAUGCUUCAGCAAAGUAUGCGUGCAUGCAUAAGCAAUGUCCUGCAUUUGUAACUUACGGGCGUGCAGGAUACAGAGGCAUGCAAAGGUGUUCCAGAGGCUGCUGCAACACAGGAUACCAAAGCUUUGCCAGCACUUGGAGGAGCUGGGCGUGGAGCCUCUCAUGUUCAUCACGCCAUGGUUCCUCACCCUCUUCACAUCGCUUCCGUGCUGGGACACGGUGCUGGCCGUGUGGGACCUCAUCAUGCUUGACGGGUUGAACGUGAUGUUCCGCUUGGGCCUCAGCAUCCUACAGCUGUUGGAGGAGCGCCUUUUGGAGAUGGCUGACGUUUCACAGAUCCUGCCUGCGCUGCUCAGGGUCCCAGCUGACGUGUCGCGCUACGACGUCCUCGUGCCGGCGUUGUGGGGGAGCGAGGUGCACAAGUGGGAGAUUGACACGCUGCAGGCGGUCGUGCAGGAGGAGGAGGAGGAUGAGCUCAUUACGGGAAGAGACACGGCGCGUCACAAGGGCGCCCUUCCCAAGCUCGGGAGCCGCGCGGAGCGGCCAGGAGACGCAACAAAGGCCACCAACAAGAGGAGAGCAAACGCGCCCCACAAAGGCGAGCGCAGGACGGGCGAGCGUGGUGCGCUGUCCACGGCCCUGAGGUCGGCACAGCGCCGCUUGUGCGAGAUCGGGCGGGCGCACCGCGGACCGCCCGCCGACUGCAAAGCGGCGGCCCCUUCGGUGGCGCCCGCGCGCAGGCCCGGCCACGGCUCCUCCGCCGUCACCUACAGCAAAGGCAGGGGAGUCAAGGUGGGCUACAGGCAGCAGGGCAGCUGGGGCGGGGCCAAGGGCAGGAAGAUGGUGCUGCUACGGGCCGGCAGCGGCCACACGCGCCGCCACACCAUCCACACCCCACUCAGCCCCUUCAGCAGCACGACCAGUGGAGAGGCAGGCUCAUCCGUAGCAGAGCUGAAAGGCGCAGUUGGUCCGGGGGUUGGAAUCAAAGACGCGGGCACCGAAACCCAGGACUACGAGGAAGGAAGCGGCUCCGAAAAUCCAUCGGCAGGGGUGUACCAUGCGAGGAAGGCCAUGUCGCGCCUGGCUGUGGGAGGGCCCUACACAGACAGCGAGCCUGCCGAGGCCCCUGAGAACCCGUGAUCUGCACGGCAGGUCACAUAACGGCACAGCCUCAAACACCGCCGUAGCAAUAUCGCAGAUUAUUUCAUGUUUCGAGAGGUGAAACUCAGAGACGUGGAUGUUGGAGAUAGAACCCCUUAAGCAGCUACCGACAGUCUGCAUCGUGGUGAGCCAGCUCACGUGUCAAUCUCUUUACUUUGUAGCUGGUUAGUGGUAGGCUUCCCGGGCCAGCGUUGUGAUUUUACCACCUGACAAAUGUAUUUCAUUGACCCUUUUGGAUGGUGGAGGUUAUAUGUCGACGACAUUGUAAAUUAGAUUAAUUGAUUGCAUGAGAAAUCAGUAAGGCUAAGUGCAAUUUGUCCAGAAGUUGCAUUCAAACAUAAAUAGAAACAUGCAUUUUUUUGAGAAUUGGGCUGCUAUAAAUUUCCACGUGAU
Petromyzon marinus (sea lamprey) is the source of this 2210-nucleotide messenger RNA. RefSeq lists its product as uncharacterized. Gene Ontology annotation, molecular function: GTPase activator activity; small GTPase binding. Gene Ontology annotation, biological process: regulation of GTPase activity. The record is from RefSeq and is a predicted model, not a curated record. Lineage: Eukaryota; Metazoa; Chordata; Hyperoartia; Petromyzontiformes; Petromyzontidae.